GUGCUGUGUUGUCCGAAUCCAUAACUGGAGCUUUUGCGGGAUAUAUAUAUAUGUACCUAGUAGUUAGGUAUGUAUGCACCUACAUGCCCGCCUUUUGCCGGACGCAAUGUUUCGGUGCCACAGGACGACAGUUAAACGCCGCGUCCUUCCUCAUCCUGCGUCUUGUGUAUAUACGCCGUCGUUCCGGCCAAUGCAGCUUAAUUGACGUGCGUUGCUUUUGUCAUUCAUAUGCUUUUUGUCCUCCACAUCGCGAUUGCGUGAGAAUCGACUGAGUGGUUGGGCGACAUUGCCGAGCGAUAAUGAGGAUCAGACGACCGCUCCCCUUUGCGUCGCCGCCCAGUCUGCUCCUCUUAAUACUCGCGUGGACGGCUGCAGUCUCCGGCAACCUGCAGCCCUUCCGACCGGUCGAGACAGCGGCUGCCAUCGCAAAGCGCCAGGGAUGUCUACCAGAUUUCUUUAGCUGCGCAGACCAAGGUGCCGCCUUCAGCAAUGUCUGCUGCCAAAAUGGCCAGAGAUGCCAGCUGGACGCCAAUAACAACCCAGCUUGCUGCCCUGGAGGCGCUGUGUGCACCGGCACCGCACCCGCAAGCUUCGUGACGCCCAGCCCGGCCACCGCCACGGCCGUCUCCUACGUCUCGAACCCCUAUUUUUCCUUCCCCUACAUCGCCACCUACUUCGCCAACCCGGGCUAUUGCUCUGCUGCCGUCAGCCAGUGCAGCGCCAACUAUGCGGCUUGCACCUCCCAGCUGGGAGGGCCGAGCGCCGGCGGCGGUUAUGCUGUCACCAUUGUUGUUCCGGGCGGAGGAGGGACGACCGUCACCGCUGGGGCGAGCGCUACCGUUGGUGUCGCAAGUGCUACGAGUAUCUGCAGCAGUCUGUCCAGCGCGGCCUGCAGUGGCCUUCAGGCUAGCAUGUGCACUUUAUCUGGGACCUCGGCCAGCGGAUUUUACUUCGGCACGGAAUCGGGGAAUUUCGCGGCCAGGCCAACGGCAGCAGCUGGAUGUGCCGGGUUAGUCGGUGCCGUUGCGGCCGGAGUCGCCGGCCUGGGUAUCAUCAUGUGAAGGGAGCUGGGCAGAGUCGCUUGCCCUGUUGAUAACCCGCUUUGCUGCACGGAGUUUAUGGGUGCUCCGGACGGUCAGAGUAACCAACCCAGCGUUCUAAUGCCCAUCUGUUUUGCUGCUCCCAAUGCUAGUCGAAAAUGCAUCCCC
Messenger RNA from Chaetomium strumarium, 1208 nucleotides. RefSeq lists its product as uncharacterized. The record is from RefSeq and is a predicted model, not a curated record. The transcript has 3 exons. NCBI's taxonomy places the organism in Eukaryota, Fungi, Ascomycota, Sordariomycetes, Sordariales, Chaetomiaceae. The coding region runs from base 300 to 1061 and encodes 253 amino acids.